CAAUUGUUGACAGAUAACAAUUUUUAGGUUAUGUCAUUUUGGCAUUGCCCGUCCCCGAUUUCACUUUUCAAUAUUUUUUCAUGGAUUUGAUGCUUAUGUAUGUAAUUAGCUUCAAUUCAAUUCAUAAUUCUGAAAAAAAUCAUGUUAAAAUAGCUGAAGCAUCUUAAUGAUAAGUGUUCAUUUGUUCAUUAACAGUUCAUAAACAUUCAACAGAAUGAUGUGAACUUGAGUCAACAAGUGUUUUUGGAAAUCGCAAAUAAACUCAUGAACUCACUGAUUAUUGUGAAUAUUUCUUGAAUUCUCUGAUCAGUAGAAGAUCAAAUAUUUAUAUGGAUCGUGUCAAUGCACGGGAUAGCGAUGUAUACUCGAGUGCAACAUCUCUUCAUUUAUUAACAAAUUCUGAUGGGAUUCGUGCAUCUCGCCGCACCAUCUAUCAUAGUGCCGAGGAUUUAUCAGAAAUCGAUGAGAAGAUGUCGGAAGAGGCUAACCUGUGCUCCGAAAUGGCCAGCGGUAAUCCCAAACAGAUCACUAGGUUCAAAAGUGUGGAACCCAAGCCUGUAUCAACAAUGUUCCGGGACGGGAAAACAACUGUGGAUUUCAUCCUGGCAUGGUGGGAACCAAUUAUAAAGCCCAACCUGAGUCAAGAAGCUAAAGCCGCCGCUUUGGCUCAAUCAGCAGCAGCUAAACAGAAACGUGAAACGUUCGAACGCAAUCUGAAAGAAGAAGGCCUUAUUUUGGAAUACGAGUUCAACAAUCGUCUGAAUUUUGUUAAAAUUCAUGCUCCCCGUGAAGUGCUGAAAAGAUACUGUGAGAUACUCAAGCUCAGAAUGCCCAUGAAAGAUUUUCCAGAAAAAGAUGAACUGUUUGGUCCUCACAUGGACCUCAUGAACGAAGUCACAUCAUUCAUUUCCAAAAAUUUCCUGAGCUUUGUUUGCCUCGAUGAAAACGUCUUUCCCAAGGAGAGGUUUCAACCUUCAGCCGAAUACAGCCGGGAUAGAAGCUACUUAUUUGACGAUGACUGUGAAGACUUCUUCAGUGGUGCUGUUCGCACACUAGUAGUUGAUUUCAUAUUGGAAAGGCAAAGAUUCAUUGAUGAUCCAUCUUCAGUGGCAGCUAUCGGCAUUGAAAGACUGAUCUCUGAGAAUAUUUACAGUGCAGCAUAUCCAUUACACGAUGGUGAUAACAAAAUACCAGGCUCUCUGAGGAAUCUCUUAUACCUUGAGUGGGCUCAAAUGAGUAAAUGGAUCAAGCACCAGCCAAUCGAUCAAAUUAAAGAGUACUUUGGUGUAAAAUAUGGAUUAUAUUUUGCUUGGCUUGGAUUCUACACGCAUAUGCUCAUACCAGCAUCAAUUGUGGGACUCGUAUGUUUCUUAUAUGGCAUAUUCACAGUGCACAACGAUACACUCAGUACCGAUAUUUGUAAUACCACGAAACAAAUAAUAAUGUGUCCAUUGUGUGAUGUGACUUGCGAUUAUUGGAUAUUGGCUGAAACAUGUACUUAUGCGAGGAUAACAUAUUUAUUCGAUAAUCCAGUUACCGUUGUUUUUGCAAUAUUCAUGUCGUUUUGGGCCACACUGUUCCUAGAGCUAUGGAAACGGUACAGUGCAUCGAUAGCUCACCGCUGGGGUCUGACCGGAUUCACAUUGCAAGCGGAACAUCCAAGACCUCAGUUUCUAACCAGGCUGUCUGGAGCGAAAAAAUAUCGAGUGAACGUGAUUACCGGUGUUAAAGAGCCCUAUGCUCCAUUCUGGACCGUUAGAGUACCUGCAACAUUGCUUAGCUUUUCUGUUGUUUUGCUUUUGAUCAUUCUGGCCAUUGCAACGGUAUUUGGUGUGAUCUUAUACAGAAUGUCCGUGAAGACGGUGCUGGCCUCAUUGGAAUGGGUUGGAGAUAGUGAUUGGACUACGACCCACACCCUUUUCCUAGUUCCUACUUCGGCUGCUAUACUCAACUUGGUAUUCAUCAUGGCAUUGAACUACGUUUAUGAUAAGUUGGCUGUCUACUUAACAGAACUGGAAUUGCUAAGGACUCAAACAGAAUUCGAUGACUCCCUGACUGUGAAAAUCUACCUGUUUCAAUUCGUCAACUACUAUUCAAGCAUAAUGUACAUUGCAUUCUUGAAGGGGAAAAUUGUCGGAUAUCCGAAAAAAUAUAACAGGAUUUUUGGAUUCAGACAGGAAGAGUGCAACCCUGGCGGAUGUCUUAUGGAACUAUGCAUACAGUUAGGAAUUAUAAUGGUUGGACAACAAACAUUCAAUACAAUUCUAGAAAUGGUGUUGCCACUUGCCUACAAAUGGUGGACCACACUGAUGAUUUCCACAGGAUUGGAGACGAAAAACGAAUCGGAAGACGCGAUGGAAUCGAUGGCUCCACGCCAGUGGACCGAAGAUUAUAAAUUGCUGGACUGGGGACCACGUGGUCUCUUUUACGAGUACUUGGAGGUGGUGAUGCAGUACGGGUUCAUCACCAUAUUUGUGGCUGCUUUUCCACUGGCUCCGCUGUUUGCUUUGCUUAACAACAUUUUCGAGAUGCGAUUGGACGCGAAAAAGUUUCUCACCUUUUACCGACGGCCGGUACCUAAGCGAGCGCCCAAUAUUGGUGUAUGGUUCAGGAUACUCGACGUUCUUGGCAAGCUCGCUGUUAUAUCUAAUGCUUUCAUAAUAGCAUUCUCAUCGAACUUCAUACCGAAAUUGGUCUACCAAAUGUCAGUAAGCGAGGACCAUUCAGACAGAGGAUUCUUGAACCAUUCUUUGGCCUACUUUGACAUUCGAGACUUCACUCCUCCGCUUAAUUCGACCUACAAAGAUAUCGACCACUGUCGGUAUGCUGAAUACAGAGAACCGCCAUCCAAAAACUAUAAGAGGCCUCUCAUCUACUGGAAGAUUUUGGCAGCUAGACUUAUAUUUGUAGUUGUAUUUCAGAAUAUUGUAUCACUGGUAAUGUUGGCUGUUCAGUGGUUAAUACCAGAUGUACCCGCAAGGCUAGGGGACCAAAUAAAGCAUGAGGCUUUACUAACCAACGAGCUAAUUAUCAAACAAGAAGCGAAAAUAGCUAGCAAACGAGCUGGGUGUAGUAACAGGCAAGAUUCAAAUUUGUCUGACGAUUCUUCAUCGCUGAGGCAUAGACAUCAAAGUGAUGUCCAGAGCAAAGAAGAUAUUGAAUUGCAAGAAAUUUCUGUGAAAAGAAAUGAGAUUGUCUAGGACAAUUACAAUAAAAUGUGGCAAAAUUACCUUGUCUAAGGUAGGUAACGACAUUGAAAUAUGGUAAAAUUGUGCAAAAUGACAUUGUCUAAGGUAAUGACAGUAAAAUAUGG
Molecule: messenger RNA, 3313 nt
Organism: Nilaparvata lugens (brown planthopper)
Lineage: Eukaryota; Metazoa; Arthropoda; Insecta; Hemiptera; Delphacidae
Product: anoctamin-5
Biological process (GO): chloride transmembrane transport
Cellular component (GO): plasma membrane
Molecular function (GO): protein dimerization activity; chloride channel activity
Source: RefSeq, a predicted model, not a curated record